GGCGGCGGCAAGAUGGCGCUGCGGCCGGCGGGGCUGGGGGCCGGGACCGCCCCCGCCGUUGCUGCGGGCGUCGCGGCCGGGCCGCCGGGGGUGGCGAGCGCAGCGGGCGGCGGCGCCGGAGGAGCGGCAGCAGCAGCAGGAAGCCCCGGGCCCGCCAGCUUUGUUUUCCCUGUAGCUGGUGGUCUCGGCCCGCAAGGGAUGAUUCCCAUGCAGCAGCAAAGCUUCCCAAUGGUGUCUGUCAUGCAGCCCAACAUGCAGGGCAUGAUGGGAAUGAAUUAUGGCUCUCAGAUGCCUCCUGGAACGAUGACUGUGCAGGGUGGCAUGCCUCUGGGUCCAAUGCCAACAGCAGGGAUGCCUUAUAUGGGACAAAGUCCCUUCCUUGGAAUGCGUCCAGCAGCUCCCCAGUAUACCCCUGAUAUGCGGAAGCAGUUUGUUGAAGAGCAGCAGAAACGAUUUGAACACCAGCAGAAGGUUUUGGAAGAACAAAGAAAGAGACGUCAGUUUGAAGAACAGAAGCAAAAGCUAAGGCUUUUAAGCAGUGUGAAGCCAAAGAUGGGUGAAAAAAGCAGAGAUGAUGCCCUGGAAGCCAUUAAAGGGAACCUGGAUGGGUUUUCCAGAGAUGCUAAACUCCAUCCCACGCCAACGGCUCAUCCCAAAAAUGCAGAUCAUCCCACACCAUUUCAUUCUACUGUGUCUGUCUCCCAAACUACUGCCUUUCUUGACGACGAGGAGUUUAGUGACUUUAUUCAGGGACCUGUCGAAACCCCACCAUUCAUGCCUCCAAUCUCUUCCCAGCCUUUUCGGUCUUGUCAUCCUGCUUCUCAGGCUGGGCAGUGGCUUUCAGAGAAGGCUGUGGCCCACGCUCUCCCUCCAGUCCAGUUUCCUGUAACCUCCAUCCUCCAGGGUACUCUGGGACCAGUACCCUAUUUCUCUCCUUCUCCAGCUUCACAAAACACUCAGAAAACAGGCGUUGGGGUUUUUCCUUCACAGGAUCCAAUCCACCAAAUGAUGCCUCCGUGGAUUUACAGUGAUAAUUUAGUUCCAGACCUUUAUAAGAAGAUUCUAGAAACCACCAUGACGCCAUCCGGGAUAGAUACUGGCAAACUCUAUCCAGUUCUGAUGUCGUCUGGGCUUCCCAGAGAAACUCUUGGGCAAAUCUGGGCCUUAGCCAAUCGCACCACUCCAGGGAAGCUGACAAAAGAAGAACUCUACGCCGUUUUAGCUAUGAUCGCGCUAACUCAGAGAGGAGUUCCAGCCAUAAGCCCUGAAGGUUUAAACCAAUUUCCCUCUGCCCCCAUUCCUACCUUAAGUGGGCUUCAGAUGGCCAUCCCGGUCACAGUGAGCCAACAGCCUUUGAUGCCUCCUGGGCCACCAGUUUCCAUGCCUCUUAGUAUAGGACCAGCAGUGGUGGGGACCAACAUGGCAGCACCAGUGGGUGGAGCCACCACACAGGUUUCCAGCAGUUUCAUGCAACCUUUCCCUGCAAACCAGGUUGCAAAAGCAGACGAUGACGACUUCCAGGAAUUCCAGGAUGCUUCUAAGUCGGGGGGACUUGAUGAUACCUUUACAGAUUUUCAAGGGGAAGCACCUGGAUCAAACAAAACGUUGGCAGCCCAGCAGCAGAGCAGUGCUCCUUCAAUGCUGAUACCCCUUUCGGGCCCCAAGAUGACAUCUGCUGUGGAUAAAUACGCUGUUUUUAAAGGGAUUGCAUCGGACAAGCCUGCUGAAGAUUAUGGAGAUAAAUACAGUGCUUUUCGGGAACUGGAGCAGCCAUCUGAAAGUAAAUCCAUAGGAGACAGCUUUGCAGAUUUCAAAUCCCCAGGAAUGGACGACGGCUUCACUGACUUCAAAACCGCGGACAGCCUCUCUCCACUAGACCCACCAACAAAGGACAAACAGUUUCCUCCGGCCUUCUCUUCUCUUCCUAUACAGUCAAAGCAACAAUCUCAAGCAAAGCCUUCUCUGAAUUUGGUAGACCUGGAUCUGUUUUCCUCAGCCUCCCCUGGAGAGAGCCAGUCCACUCUCUUUCCAGCUGUGUACAGUUCCCCCAAACCAGCCCCUUUUGCUGCACCACCUCAUGCAAUAUCUGCCACCACCACUCUGCCAAUGCCAGGCAGCAGCUCAGCCCUGGCCAGCGACUUCGCCGACUUCAACCUGUUUGGAGGGUUGUCGAGUUGUACUUCGGCUACCACUCAGGAUGAAUUUGCGGACUUCAUGGCUUUCAGCAACAACGCUGUCUCUCCGGAGCAGCAACUGGACAAUAAAUACAGUGCCCUCAAGCAAGAUGCCAACUCCGUUCCCUCAGCCGGCUCCUUAGUCAGUGCCGUGAAGAACGGGCAGAGUCCUGCUUCCAACAAAUAUGACAUCUUCAAGCAGCUGUCUCUGGACAGCCCCGGGCUGGGAUUUGAGGAACUAAAAGACCAUACCCCUUCAUCGGUUAAGAGCGAAGACGACUUUGCUGAUUUCCACUCAAGCAAGUUUUCCUCCAGCUCAGAAAAAUCCCUUGUCGACAAACUGGCUGCUUUCAAGCACGCCAAGGAGGAUUCGGCUUCUGUCAAGUCUCUUGACCUCCCAUCCAUUGGGGGCAGCAGCGUGGGCAAGGAGGAUUCUGAAGAUGCCCUCUCUGUCCAGUUUGACAUGAAACUGGCAGAUGUGGGAGGAGACCUUAAGCAUGUCCUGUCUGAUAGCUCUCUGGAUUUACCAACCGUUGGUGGUCAACAUCCACCAGCAGCAGAUCUUGAUGACUUGAAGUGUGCCCCCUUCGGAAGUUAUAGCAAUGGCUCCGUUCUGAGUAGCUUUCCAAGCUAUGACUGGUCUGAUAAAGAAGAUGCCUGUCAGAGCAGAAAGUCUAUCCCCUUCUCCCUUCCUGCAGGAAAUGGAGCCUCCUUAGCUACCUCUGUUCUCCAGAAGAAGGAGACAUUUUUUGGCAGCUCUGAAAAUAUCACAGUGACCACCGUUUCCAAGGUAACAACCUUUGCUAAUGAGGAUGCUCUGCAAGAUGUGAAGUUCUCAUCCUUUGCAAACGUCAGAGAUUCCAGUCCUCACUCCAUGGAUCAAAGCGAUGAUGACGUUGAAGACUUUGGAGAGUUCGCCAGACCACUGGGCAAUGGCUGUGAGAGGCCAGCCGCAGGCGGACCUCAAGAGGCUGACUCUGCCCCUGUUUCCUUAGAAGCCAGACAAGAGGUUCUUGAUGACUUUGGCGAGUUUCAGAGUGAAAAACCAAAGAUCAGCAAAUUUGACUUUUUUGUGGCAACUUCCCAAGGGAAAAUGAAAUCCAGUGAAGAAAUGAUCAAAAGCGAGCUGGCAACUUUUGACCUCUCUGUUCAAGGUUCUCACAAACGGACCCUAAGUUUGGGCUCCUCACCUCUGCCACCUCUGGAGCAGCCCUUUAGAGAUAGGUCAAACACUCUGAGUGAGAAGCCUUCACUGCCGGUCAUCCGGGACAAGUACAAAGAUCUUACUGGGGAAGUAGAGGAAAGUGAGAGAUAUGCCUAUGAAUGGCAGAGAUGCUUGGAAAGUGCAUUGCAAGUCAUCAAGAAAGCAAAUGACAUCCUGAACGGAAUCAGCAGUUCUUCUGUGUGCACUGAAGUCAUCCAAUCUGUGCAAGGCAUGGAAUAUUUAUUAGGGGUUGUUGAAGUUUAUCGAGUCACCAAGCGAGUUGAGCUGGGUAUCAAAGCAACAGCAGUCUGCAGUGAGAAGCUUCAGUUGCUACUGAAGGAUAUUGAUAAAGUGUGGAACAACCUGAUAGGAUUUAUGUCCCUUGCAGCGUUAACGCCUGAUGAAAACUCACUGGAUUUCUCCUCCUGUAUGCUUCGCCCAGGAAUUAAAAAUGCUCAGGAACUGGCUUGCGGGGUGUGCCUCUUAAAUGUAAACUCUAGAAGCAAGAAAGAAGAAAUGCCUCUGGAAGAACAGCCUAGAGAAGCCUUUAACUCUGAAACGGACAGCUUCAAGCUUGCUUAUGGAGGGCAUCAGUACCACGCCAGCUGUGCUAACUUCUGGAUCAACUGCGUGGAGCCCAAACCUCCUGGCCUACUGUUGCCUGACCUCCUUUAAGCAGACUGUUCUUGCCCGGCCUUUGGUCUUAAUAGGGGAGCAAUACGCUGGAGCGGGGCACUGGGGGAACUUGAGAAGCAAAUGUGAAACUGUGCUUCAGGUGCUCAGGGUGCUUCUAAAAUGUUCAUCCUAGGCUAGCUAUUCUCUUGUAAAGGGUGAAGCCACUGUUUUUUUUUUAAUCUGCAAGAGCCUCACAAAGACAUUGGCCAGGAUUUGGAGACAGACUCUGACUUUUUGGGUGAUUUUGCACUAAGGCACAAGGUCUUCUUGAGCGGAACCAGACCCACACUGUCUUUCAGGUGUGGCAAAGCACUGAUUCUUUUUGCUAAAGCUAGUGGUAUUUUCCUCAAAGGAGUGACUUCUGUCUCAAAUAUCGCAAGGCCUGAAAGAGCGAGGUUUCAUUUGCUUUUUAGCACGCACGCCCUUUUAAAACCGAAAUAGCUCUGGUGGCUUUUCCUUAUUUUUCUCCUGAAAAGGAACUCUCAACUUUGUAGGGUUCCUAAAGAGCCCACUGAUCAUUUCUUGAUCGGGAUUAUCCCUGCUAAAGAAAUUCUCUGGAAUAGAUGGAUAUAUCUGUUUUCUCCCUCUCUCUCUCUCUCUCUCUCACACACACACACACACACCCUUGCAUCCCCAUGUGUACCAGCCUCCCCCCCCACCACCACCCCUGCCUUGCCUUGCCACAUGAACAAGAUCCCCAGUUGGGUGGAGAGAUCCAGUCACGCUUGACUUCUGUCCUUAACUCUUUUUCAGAACUAUUGUUCACUUUUUUUGUGGGGCCCAGCCACGGAAGUGCCGUGGCACCUUAAAACCAGCUUACAUUUAUUACAGUGCAGGCCCUUCUGUUGGCCUGUGGUCCCUCAUUGUUUUCCAGUAGGAAAAGCGCAGGUAGGAAGCGGUGAUGGAGGGAGGGGAGAAUCACCUAGUGUGCAGUCGCAUGUUCUCUUAGAUGGCAUUAAUACUGUACAGGAUUGUUAGUUGCCAAACGGGAUUGGCAGAGACAUUCUGCAGACCUGUUGUGGAAACGCUUUUCACGCAUCCUCAGGCUGUGGAGGGGCGGGGAAUCCUCUUUGCCCCACUUCCAGGCCAAAGUUGAUAUUUUGGUCGCCGCCUCGGCAGGACGAUGAUCUGCAGCGAAGCAAAACACCGCUGCCUGUUUCCCUCUUUCCUACUUCCAGCCGUGGCGCUGAAAUUGAACGGGGCCUUUUUAAAAAUCAGGUUUAAUGAAGCAAGAGUCAUAAUUAUAACUCUGAACCAUGACUCAUCUCCCCUGUUUAGAAACUGGCUUACAGGUUGAUAAUGCUUUGAUCGGUGGGGUGGGGGUGGGGAGGGGUCGGUCAGAGAUAAGCUUUGCAUCUUUUUCUCCGCUGUCUGACGUUCAGCCAUAGCUGGCAAGCAGAUGGUGUUCUCUGUUGACCCGAAAUACGCAACGGCCCAGCCGUUAACCCCGGCUCCCACCGCUCGCCACUCUGAUGACUUUCCUCUUCCCUCCGGGAGAGUUUGUUUCUGUGCAGAAGGCUUUGAAAGAGCCUCUCCCGGCCUCCGAGGGCUGCCUUUGCCCCACUUUGGCCAACGUGAGAAUCAGACCUGCAGAAACCGCCCCGGUGUUGUCGGGGCCUGGCGGCCAGGGGUCGGCCAAGCCCAGGUCUUUCCCAGCGCGGUGCUUCAGAGCUGAGGAAAGGCCUGGCAAUCAAGGAUCUUCCCCCACCCGGCACCCAAGCUAAAAAAAAAACAAACAGGAAAAGGUCAAAUGAAUUUUUGGCAGGGGGAGAUUGCAGCAUGGGAUUUUGACUCCUGUGGAGUAAGGAGCAUUUGAGUUGCUCUUUUCUUUUUCUUUUUAAGGAGGUGCCCCCACCGUAAGCCGAUCAAGAAUCACUCUCUCGAGUUCACUUCCACGUGGUUGGGUCUUACCUGGGUCUGGCGAGGCGUGGUUGGAGAGGGGUUCUCUCAGCCCCUUCGGGGUACAUUCAGACAACACACAUGCUCCUCGGUUGGCACGGGGUCCCCCUCCUGUGGGGGCUUUCACCGCAUCUCCCAAAGCCAAAGGAGAACGUGCUUAUGUGUAAUGAAGCUCUGGCCACGGGGCCCGUGUAGCUGCUCGCCCACGAGUGGGUGGCCCUGGUUCUCCUAAGAUCCCACGACUGAGUUUUCUUUCGCUUUGCUCAGUUCCUGCAGCGUGUGACCUAUUUCUCUUUAUGUAGACCCAAAACUGUUAAGCCCCUGCAGCAUUUGAAAGCAAAUCUCCCCCCAAAUGGGCCUAAAAUUUCAUCCCUAAGCCCCUCCCCUCAAGGAUGGGACUACAUCCCCACCAUAUCCCUAGCAGCCCUUGGAGACUGGAAAUUAUUAUACUGGCCAGAAUGGAAUGUCCACCCUUCUAAUCAAGUGGGGUGGCUCAGAUUCUCCCUUGGUGCUGUAGCACAAACAGUACUCGCCUCUUGGAAAUUUCUCACAUCAGAGCCAACGUCCUUCCCUCCCUCCCUCCCUCCCCCAAAAAUUCACUACUUCCCAACAGGUUCACCCAGGUAGCAAAGUUUGGCUCUUCACCACCGAGGUUCCUGUGGGGAAAUUGUGAAGUGUGUUGGCAGAUCCAACCAGCAUAUAUCCUGGGCAGGAAAAUAAGCUCCAGGCUUGCUGAAAGGGGCCAAUUUGCAGCUAGCGGGAAAAGGAGGGACUGCAAUAAACACGCUCUUCCAGAAGAGCGUUCACGUGUGUAAUGGAGAAAAGCUGAAGCCGUUUUAGCUGCGGCUGGGACAGUCACAGAAGGCUGCUCCAAGUUGCUCCUCGACUUCUUACACAGAUCUUUUCUCUAGGUCAGUGUUCUUCCAACGUGGCCGCUUUAAGAUGUGUGGACCGACUCCCAGAAUUCCCCAGCCAGCCACGGGGAAUUCUUGGAGUUGAAGUCCACACAUCUUAAAGCGGCCACGUUGGAAGAACACUGCUCCAAGGCAUUGUUUGCAUUGGGAGCGGCGGAGAGGGCAAAGGGACUUGGGGUGCUCCAGUUGGAUUACAGGCACAUUUAUUGAACUGUGACUGUGAAGACCCCAGACAGGUAACAGGAAGUCAGGGUUACUAGCAUAGCAAAAGAUCUCCCAGAGAAAAGCAAGCAUGAAAGAAAAGAGGUGGGAAAGAUGACAAAACAAGAAAACUCUCUCGCUUUGUGGGGAUUGUGCAUGUGUGCGCACACGCACGCGCACACACGUUGCACUGGGCCAGGCUACUAACGCGGCCUUCCUCAUUCAGCCCUCCGCCCCCGUGUCCUUGGAAACUGUAUCCAAGGUUACGGUAUUUUCUCAGACCUCAUUAUGUUCUCUUCUUGCUUCAAGUCCAGGUUUGCAACUGGGAGAAGGGUGGUUUGGUUCGUUUGUGGGGUUUUUUUUUAAACCCAGGGUCUGUUUUUUGUACUUCUACAGAAAUCAUUUUGCUUAAACCCACACAGCCCUCUACUUUGGGGGGAAGGCAGAAGGCCCUGUCGGUACGUGGUGAACGGUUGUUUCUUUUUUCAGGCUGCCACGUAUCUUCCGCGCCGUCUGUAGCCGGCCAGUCUUUCCAAUCCGGAUCUAAACUGCGGCUACCCUUUGCACCCAUUCUCAAGGGGGACUUCAGCACCGCUCUUCCCCAAUUUCCUUGACUCGGUACGAACCCCAGCCUAAUUCCUUACGGCUGUGCCUUGAAAACACUGGAGUCAGACGUGCUUGUUGUGACCUAAUUUUGAGGGCGGGGGGGGGGGAACAAGCCACUUUUAAGCCUUGGAUCCAUUCCUGGGAUAAAAGCACAAGCGUCAUGUUGGACCAAUGGGCUCCCUCCGUCCAAACCGUGAAGGACAGGAAGGGGGUGCCGAACCCUGAUGGCCUGCAGCCCGCCUGAGAGGGCCAGCUGCUUGGGAGCCAACGCAUUUCCCAUGCCUUGUGAGUGCUGGAGGGGGCUGCGCGUCAUCUGUGCAGAGCCCGACGCCAAGCAGGCCUUCCAGAGGGGCCUCAGGCUCUUCCAUAGUAGACUUCCUUCCACUUCUGCUGUAGAAGUGGGAGAAGGCAGCCCGACAGGGACGUCGUCGCCUGACCCUCCUGGAAAAACAGCUGAAGUUUUCUGCGUUUAAGUCCGUGCCAUUUGGAGCUGCGCUCACGGAAGGCUCAUGUAUCUCCCCAUUGGGUUGAUCCCCUAUUUUCUCAUACGUUUUGAGAUUUGCAACACGGUGGGAAAUAGUUUGAGCCAGAAGAGGGGAAUUAACGCUUCCUUGGCCAGCCUUGUGGCAAAUACAGAAUGGCAAAAGAGAUGAGAAACCUCAAACUCCAUGUAUGUCCAGUUCUAUUCAUUGCGUGCAAACAGCAUACGCUAUAGAAUUGUGUAGACUAUAGACUCAGAUGGAUGCCACUCCACCUUCCCUAAAGCAAAACGAAAUAAAGCUGCUAUUUGUGUUUGACUUGUAUAGGCCCUAGGUUCCCUGCUCUGUUGUUUAAUUUUCUCUUUUGAGAUUUUUUUUUUUUAAAGGGCCACUUGCUUGAAAACAGCUGCUGUAUCUCAAGCAAACUCUUUUUAACACGUCUGAUCCUUUGGUAGCCUCCAAAAUGGUGUUUGUGGUUAGCAUGACUGUAUUGUAAUGUCUUGCUUGACUUUGCUAUGCGGUGGUGUUGAUACUUUUAAAAACUGAGAAUGAUCGUUUUAUUUAUAACUAUUUAUAUAUACAUGCAGAGACACAUAUAUAAAUAAAAUACACAGAGAGAGAGAAAUACACUUUCCUUCAUGACCUAUAUUCUCUAUUGAUUUCUGUUAAGUUUUCAAACCCUCAAUAAAGUGCUGUUUCCUCUC
Messenger RNA from Candoia aspera, 8856 nucleotides. It is a transcript of the gene SYNRG, whose product is annotated as synergin gamma. Gene Ontology annotation, molecular function: protein binding. NCBI's taxonomy places the organism in Eukaryota, Metazoa, Chordata, Lepidosauria, Squamata, Candoiidae. Bases 13 to 4053 code for a protein of 1346 amino acids. Gene Ontology annotation, cellular component: clathrin coat of trans-Golgi network vesicle. The transcript is spliced from 22 exons. The record is from RefSeq and is a predicted model, not a curated record.